This is a messenger RNA of Dufourea novaeangliae, 6587 nucleotides long. It is a transcript of the gene obe, whose product is annotated as activating signal cointegrator 1 complex subunit 3. The transcript is spliced from 12 exons. Bases 69 to 6434 code for a protein of 2121 amino acids. The record is from RefSeq and is a predicted model, not a curated record. Gene Ontology annotation, molecular function: nucleic acid binding; ATP hydrolysis activity; ATP binding. Lineage: Eukaryota; Metazoa; Arthropoda; Insecta; Hymenoptera; Halictidae.
GCAAUAUUUAAAAAAUUUGUUAUUUAUUUUUACAAUUUCGAUAAGUUUCAUUGAUACACUCUAAUAAAAUGUUGGAGUUACCACGUAUUACAAGAUCAGUGCGAUUGUACACAAAUCUUGGACGUAUUAAAAGUACAGCAGACUUAGAACCAAAUGAUUUACUUAAAAAACAGGCAGAGCAAUCUAAGCUAAAGAGCGAACUAAACUGGCAUGGUUUGGUCAGCUGCUUUCCGAAAGAUGUCAAGCGUUAUUUGGAUGAGUUGCGGCGGAUUUGUGCGAAAAUAUUUGAUGAUUGUCCUGUUGAACUCGUCCAUGAAUUUACGAUAUUUACAUUGUAUUUAUUAAUUGACGAAGAAUGCAUGACACAAAAAGUAUUUAAUAUGUUAAAGGAAAGAGCAGGGAACUUAGAACAUCAAGAUGCUGGUAAUAUAAUGAAGAUAAUUUUAUUGAUUCGAAAAAACUUAAGUGAAGAUAUGUUGACCUUAUUAAGAAAUAACAAGGAAAAUAUUAAUAACAAGGAGACGUCUGAAAACAAAGUAUUUGACGCAAAGUUCGUCUACAAACCUGCUAGGGCAAUAUGGCCAAACACUAUAGCACUUCGUAGUAUGUCAUCGGAAAGUAUAAGUGAACGAACAAACAAUUUUACAAUGAAUUACAAUGACUACAUAAGUAAAUCAUGCAAAACUGAGUUUAAUAAAGCAAGAUGCAAAGAAGGUUUGAAGUUGUGCCACAUGAAGUAUUUGGAAAUGAUGUCUUUCGACGUUUUCGUGAAGUAUAUAAUGGAUGUACUCAAAACUUCUGGCAAUCAGCAAAAUGAUUUACUUGAUUUCUUAGGUUGCGAACAGAUAGACUUUAUACAGUAUAUUAUUCAACAUAAAAACAGUAUUACAGCCUUAGCUACUGGUCCUUGUCCUGGUAUAAAAAUACCGAAGGUUUCUCAUGGACAAGGACCAGUAAUUAGUGGUCAAGUAACUGUUCAGUCUGAAAAAGAAAAGUAUCUGCGGAAACAAAUACGAAAAGAAGAGAAGAAAUUAAAUAAAAUGUCGGGUAAACGUGAAGGAAAUGACAUUGAAUCGCAAGAACUGUAUUUGAAGAAACAGGAAGCAUUAAUCGAGUCACGUACACCUAUAUUCAAGAAAGAUACUUAUUCCAGUAAGAAUGUACGAGAAAACUUUCCCUUCGUAUUUGACUCGAAUACAAACAGUAGGUGUACAAAUGGUUAUGUCUCGGGUCAGAAAAUAAUGUUGCCAGAAAAUGUUGCAAGGGAGGAUACGAACACAAAGGAAGAAGUUCGUAUACCGAUUCCAGAAUUACAAGAAAUUAAUGUCAGUUACAAACCCAUUAAGAUAUCCACGUUAGAUGAUAUCGGGCAAAUGGCAUUCAGCGGAAUCGAAGAGCUAAAUCGAAUACAAAGUAUAGUGUUCGAUGUAGCGUAUCAUACAAAUGAGAAUUUGUUGAUUUGCGCGCCAACCGGUGCUGGAAAAACGAACGUUGCUAUGCUGACUGUUAUACAUCAAAUAAAACAACAUAUUGAACAGGGUCAGUUAAUGAAAAAUCAGUUUAAAAUCAUUUACGUGACGCCUAUGAAAGCGUUGGCAGCGGAGAUGACGACGAAUUUUGGUAAAAGACUCGAACGCCUUGGUAUAUCGGUUCGAGAACUGACCGGUGAUAUGCAGUUGACCAAGUCGGAGAUCCAGCAAACGCAGAUGAUUGUCACUACGCCAGAAAAAUGGGACGUUCUUACUAGAAAAGGGGCCGGCGAUACUUCCCUUACUCGCAUAGUAAAGUUGUUAAUUAUCGACGAGGUGCAUUUGUUGCACGGCGACAGAGGGCCGGUAGUUGAAGCACUGGUCGCCCGAACCAUAAGACAAGUGGAAUCGUCUCAAAGUAUGAUCAGAAUAGUCGGGCUGUCAGCGACUCUACCGAAUUACGUGGACGUUGCAAAAUUUUUAAGGGUGAAUCCAUAUAGAGGCCUGUUUUAUUUCGAUCAUCGUUUCCGUCCAGUGCCACUUAGUCAGACGUUUAUAGGUGUAAAAGCAACUGCACCGUUGCAACAGGCGACUGAUAUGGAUCUCAUAUGUUAUGAAAAGGUUGUAGAGUUUGUGCGGAAUGGACAUCAAGUUUUGGUGUUUGUGCAUGCACGUAAUGCUACUAUUAGGGUGGCGACUGUGCUGAAAGAGUUGGCUAUGAAACAUAACACAUUAAAGUUAUUCAUACCUGAUGGCCAUGCAAAGUUCACUAGAACGGCUUUUGCCAAAUCAAACAACAAGCAUCUGCUCGAGUUAUUCAAUCACGGGUUGUCAGUGCAUCAUGCCGGUUUGCUGCGCGCGGAGAGAAAUCAAAUUGAAAAAUUCUUUUCUGACGGACUCAUUAGAGUACUAGUGUGUACCUCGACAUUGGCCUGGGGCGUAAACUUACCUGCGCAUGCCGUUAUCAUAAGGGGAACGGAAAUAUAUGAUUCACAACGCGGCUCGUAUAUCGAUUUAGACAUAUUGGAUGUCCUGCAAAUUUUUGGACGUGCUGGCAGACCGCAAUUCGACACUGAAGGUCACGCAACCAUCAUUACUGCCCAUAGUAAGUUGUAUCAUUAUUUGUCGUUAUUGACGAAUCAGAUACCCAUCGAGAGUAAUUUCAUUAAAUAUUUGGCCGACAAUUUGAAUGCGGAAAUUGCAUUGGGCACAAUAUCCAACGUAGAAGAAGCUAUACAGUGGUUGAGUUACACCUAUUUAUUCGUUCGGAUGCGAUUGAAUCAUCAUGUUUAUGGGAUUCCGUAUCAAGUCACAGUAGACGAUCCGAAUUUGGAGCAAAUGAGAAGGGAACUAAUCGAUAUAUCAGCCCGGUCAUUGGAUCAAGCGAAAAUGAUCCGGUACAAUCAGAAUACUGGGGAUCUGAAUACGACAGAUCUGGGACGUAUCGCAAGUCACUUUUAUCUUAAAUACGACACCGUACAAAUUUUCAAUGAAUUGAUCAAAGCAAUUAUGACCGAGGCAGACGUACUCGCAAUGAUAUCCCAAUCCCAAGAGUUUAAACAGCUGAAGGUGCGCGACGAUGAAAUUAACGAGCUGCAAUCUAUGUUCGACGAUUGUUGCGAACUCGAAGCGAAAGGUGGUGUGGAAAAUAUUUACGGUAAAGUGAAUAUUUUGCUGCAAACAUAUUUAUCGCGCGCUCGGAUCAAUACAUUUUCAUUGAUAUCGGAUCAGGCGUACGUUACACAGAAUGCCGUACGUAUAUGUAGAGCGUUGUUCACGAUUAUGUUAAGGCAAAAUAACGCGAUAAUGUCCGGUCGGCUGUUGGAAAUAGCGAAAAUGCUCGAAUUGCAACAAUGGAGUCAUAAGACACCGUUGCGCCAAUUCUUUUGCUUGCCAUUGGAAAUUAUUAAUAAAAUAGAAGAUUAUGAGUUAAGGAUUGAGAGAUUGUAUGAUAUGAAUGUGAAAGAAAUCGGUGAUAUUUUGCGUAAUCCGAGGGCAGCGGUGCUCGUCAAGAAAUGUUGCGAGGAGCUGCCCAUGAUAGAAAUGGAGUACAGUUUACAGCCUAUCACCCGCAGGAUUUUAAGGAUACGUUUGAAAAUAUAUCCUCAGUUCCAGUGGAAUGACAAAGUUCAUGGUAAAACCUCGGAGCCAUUUUGGAUAUGGAUAGAAGAUCCAGAUACUAAUUUCCUCUAUCACCACGAAUACUUUGUCUUAACAAAGAAGAUGGUUUGCAAUCAACUUGAACAGGAGCUUGUGAUGACUAUACCAUUGCAGGAACCACUACCAUCGCAGUAUAUAGUGAAAGCAACAAGUGAUCGUUGGCUAGGCAGCGAAAGCAUGACACCCCUUACAUUUCAUGAUUUAAUACUACCCGACAUAUAUCCACCAUUUACAGAUUUAUUGGAUUUGCAGCUGUUACCAGUGAAAGCGUUGGCACAUCCAGUGUUCGAAAGACUCUACAAAUUUACUCACUUCAAUCUGAUACAAACACAAAUCUUUCAUUGUUUGUAUCAUACGGAUAACAAUGUACUGUUGGGUGCUCCAACUGGUUCUGGAAAAACAAUUGUUGCCGAAAUAGCUAUGUUUAGGGUCUUCAAGGAAUAUCCUACACAGAAAGUUGUAUAUAUUGCGCCCCUGAAAGCUCUAGUUAGAGAACGAAUAAAAGACUGGAAAAUUCGACUUGAAGAGCAACUUGGAAAGAAAGUGGUGGAAUUAACUGGUGAUGUAACACCAGAUGUUAAAGUAAUAGCUAGUGCGAAUGUUAUUGUAACUACACCAGAAAAAUGGGAUGGUAUCAGCAGAAGUUGGCAGACAAGAUCAUACGUAAAAGAUGUUGCACUCAUAAUCAUAGAUGAGAUCCAUCUAUUAGGGGAAGACCGUGGUCCUGUAUUGGAGGUUAUAAUCUCGAGAACUAAUUUCAUCUCUUCUCAUACCAAGAAGAAACUAAGAAUUAUCGGACUGUCCACAGCGUUGGCCAAUGCAGUGGAUUUAGCCAAUUGGCUUGGUAUACAGAAUAUGGGCCUGUAUAAUUUCCGGCCAAGCGUACGACCUGUACCAUUGGAAAUUCACAUAAACGGAUUUCCUGGAAAGCAUUACUGUCCUCGAAUGGCAACAAUGAAUAGGCCAACUUUUCAAGCGAUCAGACAACAUUCACCAUGUAGCCCAGCACUUGUAUUCGUUUCGUCACGUAGACAGACACGGUUGACAGCACUCGAUCUGAUCGCUUAUCUUGCAGCAGAAGAUAAUCCUAAACAAUGGUUGCACAUGCCUGACGAAGAGAUGAAUAACAUAUUAGAUCAUGUACGAGAUUCGAAUUUGAAACUUACACUUGCUUUUGGAAUUGGGCUUCACCAUGCUGGUCUUCACGAUAAAGAUAAAAGAACUGUAGAGGAACUGUUUGUUAAUAACAAGAUUCAGGUGUUGAUUACUACAGCUACAUUAGCUUGGGGUGUAAAUUUCCCUGCUCAUUUGGUGGUGAUAAAAGGAACCGAAUAUUACGAUGGUAAAACAAAACGUUACGUUGACAUGCCAAUUACGGAUGUGCUUCAGAUGAUGGGUCGAGCUGGUCGACCGCAGUUUGAUAAUUCUGGUGUGGCAGUUGUUUUGGUGCAUGAUUUGAAGAAAAACUUCUAUAAAAACUUUUUGCACGAGCCAUUUCCAGUUGAAUCAAGUUUACUGGCAGUAUUGCCAGAUCAUAUAAACGCGGAGAUUGUGGCUGGUACAAUUAAAAACAAACAAGAGUUCUUAGAUUACUUAACAUGGACCUAUUUCUUUAGGAGACUAAUGAAAAAUCCUAAAUAUUAUGAUUUACAUGCGUUGGAGCCUCAUACGAUCAAUGAGUACUUAUCCUCUUUAGUGGACAAUACAAUACAGGUGUUGAUGGAAUCACAUUGUAUUGAUUUUGAUGAGAGCGAACAAAUUAUAUAUCCACUUUCAAUGGGUAAAAUAGCAUCAUUUUAUUAUCUCACGUAUAAAACCAUGCUGAUGUUUGAACAGUCGUUAAAGGAUGGAUUGUCAUUGGACGAUUGUUUACGUAUUUUAUGUAAUUCUAAUGAAUACAAUGAAUUACCUGUAAGACACAAUGAAGAAUUAUUAAACGAGGAACUAAGUAAAAUGUGUCGUUAUAGAGUAGAUAAUUACUCAUACGAUUCUCCAAAUACUAAAGCAUUCCUGUUACUCCAAGCACACUUUUCAAGACUUCCAUUACCAUGUACAGAUUAUACCACUGAUUUAAAACUAGUUCUUGAUCAAGCGAUCAGAAUUCUUCAGGCAAUGAUAGAUACAGUUGCAGAACAUGGGUGGUUAAGUACGACGCUCGUGAUAAUUCAGUUACUUCAAAUGAUUAUUCAAGCUCGGUGGAUUGACGAAAGUGCAAUUACUACACUGCCUCAUAUAAGUUCAGAACAUUUACCACUAUUUUCACGCCUAACUACAGGUCUUCCUGCAUUAUGCAACGUUGUGUUUAAUAGAUACCAUUCAUUUGUUCAAGUACUUGGUAAACAUUUUCAAGAAAAUGAAAUAUACGAGAUACAUCAAGUAAUUAAAGCAAUGCCAGCAAUUUAUCUUGAUUUAAGUUUGAAUGGACAUUGGUCUGACAGUACUGCACAGAAACCAAUAAUGUUGAGUUCAGAAAAUUGGAUUUACAUCGAUGUACAUAAAGAUCACGAUUAUGUAUUGAAUAUUGGAUUGCGACGAAAGAAUAAAUCUAAUAAUUUAAAAGCGCAUUGUCCUAUGUACGAAAAGGGAAAGGACGAGGGCUGGUUCCUGAUUUUAGGUAAUAUUUAUGAGAGAGAUUUAUUGGCGUUAAAACGAGUGAGUGGAAUAAAUGACCAAUGGAGACAUCAUCAGUUAGAAUUUACGGCGCCAUCGAGAUUAGGAAAAACAACACUGACAUUUUAUUUGAUGUCCGAUUGUUACAUAGGACUGGAUCAGCAGUAUGAAGUACAAAUAAACGUAAUACCUUAAUUUAAUACAAGUAAAAAAACGCUCAAAAGACUGAAGGACAGUGUAAAUAUGUACACCUGUAACUUGUUAACUUAAUUUCCAUUAAAGUUAUCGAUUAUAAACAAAAUAUUUUAAUACAAGAUAUAGUUAUGUUGUUUAAUAAAUGGAACUGUG